Messenger RNA from Phanerochaete carnosa HHB-10118-sp, 435 nucleotides. RefSeq lists its product as uncharacterized. The coding region runs from base 1 to 435 and encodes 144 amino acids. The transcript is spliced from 4 exons. Lineage: Eukaryota; Fungi; Basidiomycota; Agaricomycetes; Polyporales; Phanerochaetaceae. The record is from RefSeq and is a predicted model, not a curated record.
AUGUCAUCUGGAACUCCUUCCGAACUUUCCGAACUAUCUAUCAGUGAUACCGAGUCUUUCGCGGACAUACACGACAUGUCGCCCACAUCGCCCGCGCCGGAAAGUGCAGGACCUUCUCAGGCGACAGAGACUGGUGGUUCUGUACCUUUCGUCGAUCGAGAUUCUCCCGAUGAAACCAAGCAUUCCAAGUACUAUUUCGAUGAUGGUUCAAUCGUGGUUCUGGUCGGAAAAUUCAAGUACCGCCUCCACCAGUACUUAUUCUCCAGAGACUCGCCCUAUUUCGCGAACAUCUUUACCCAUUACAUGCCCUCCGAGCCUCUCAAUCUGGCUGACAAGAGAUCCUCCGAUUGGUCGGGCCAUGCCUUCACCGCGCCAACCACAACAUACUGCGCGGACGGCCGCCAUGAUUCAGGAACUCUCGCAGAUGCAACGUGA